AUGGGAGUUUUAGGACUUUGGAAGUUAAUCGAACAGUCUGGUAAGCCGGUUCCGUUAGAUACUUUGGAGAACAAAGUGUUAGCAGUAGAUAUAUCGAUUUGGUUGCAUCAGGUGAUAAAAGGAUUCCAGGAUUCGAAAGGUAGCGCAUUACCGAAUGCUCACGUGCUUGGUUUAUUUCACCGUUUAUGUAAACUGAUGUACUAUCGCAUCAAACCGAUCUUCGUAUUCGACGGAGGUGUUCCAAUAUUGAAGAAACAAACCAUUGCAAAGCGUCAUCAGAGCAAAAACAAUUACCAAAAUGAGGCUGAUCGUAUACAGCAACUAUUGCUUGAAACACUGGCCAAGGAAAAAGUUGUCCAGCAAGCCUUGGGAUCGGCUACAAACAUUCUCAUAUCACCUUCAAAGAAAGCAAUCACUAGUGGUGGUCCUAGCACUAGCAAGCAACCCGAUCGUGAGGAGGAUCCUGAUGCGAUAUUCAAACUGCCACCGUUGAAAGCACCCGAAGAACCGAUCGACUUGGAUCGUAGCGAUAGUUCGAUGGAUGAAAAGUCAUCCCGGCACUAUUAUCAUCUGAACUUGAACGCAAUCGAUGUGACCAGUGUAUACUUUAAGAAUUUACCGGCCGAUGUAAGGCACGAGAUUCUGAACGACAUUAAGGAAACUCGCAAACAGUCUUCUUGGGGUAGGCUUCACGAGCUACCAGUUGAAAGUGAUUCGUUUUCGUCUUUCCAAAUGAAGCGCUUGCUUAAGAGACGCCAGGUGCAGGUUGAGCUCGAGGAAGCUGAGAAGGAAAUGGGUGGAAAGUGUCUUUCACUGGCCGAGUUGGAAUCUUUGCUGACCGAAGAAGGUGUAGAAACAUCUUCGAACAGAGCAGCACAACAGAUCGCAUCGGAUGAAAAUACCCGUUUCUUGUUGGUGCGCGACGUUCAGAAAGCAAUCGAGAAAGCAAAAGCACGCGAAGAAGCUGAAAAGCUAGCACCAAAAGCACCGAAAUUGCCAAAGCUUUCUAAAGAGGAUUUGGCGAGACAAAUGCCCACGGACGAAGAUGACAAAGAGAUGGAUGAAGAGCUACAGCUGGCGAUCAAAAUGUCGUUAAUGCAGGAUGAAAAUCCUCACGCUGUAAUCGAGCUCGACGAUGAUGAGUUGCGCAUGUCGAGGAAACAAAAACAGACACUGGGAAAUGCUGCACAAAGCUUAGCGCGUGGUUUUAUGCUCGAGUAUGGUGGGAUGACUAAUGAAGAGUUUAACGAGCUGUUGCAUCAAACGCAGGAUGUCGAUGGAGGGGACAUUAAUGAUUCGAUGUCGCAAAUGUUUGCAUAUAAUGGAGAUUCCAUUGUAAAACAUACCUCCGUGACUAUACAUGAAGUGGAAGACGAGGUUGAAAAGAUAGCGGAGGAAAUAGAGGCUCCAGAAAAGAAUACCAGCGAACCUGACACAGAAUCCGAUUCGGACUUUGUCGAUGUGCCGGAGGAUAAUCUUAACGAUUCGCUAGAAGGUAUUUCACUGCCGUUGAACAGUACCAACCAUUUCAAGCCGCACUACAAGCCAAUCGUUGAUUUUACCAUUGACGACUUGAAACAGUUAUCUGAAGCAGGUCCAUCGAAAAAGAAGGAAGUCGUGGAAGUGAUCAUUAAGCACGAGGAUAUAGGAAUGUGCGGUAAGGAUGAUAUAUUUGCUGAUAUUUUUACAGCGAAACAAGAAAAUUCGGCUGAAGCGGUAGAUGCUGAAAAGAAAGGGUCUUCUUCGCAGAACCAACACACUCAACCGAUGAUCAGUAUACCGAAGCUACAGGUGAAUGAUCUUUUGCAAGAAGAAGAUAGCUCAAAUAAUAUCAAACAACCGAAAGUUAAAGAAUCAAACGUUCCGAAAGCGUUUUUGGGUUUAAAGAUAAAGAAAGUAGAUGAUAUAAAUGCGCAGCUAAAGGAAGAACUAGAAAAUCUAAAGAAAGGUCCAUCGGUAAUUGAUUUGGAGGAUAUUGCUAAAACACCAAUCUUGUCCCAGCCUGAUUCAGUUGCGCCUAGUACAGAUUUGAAAAGUAUUAAUGAAACACUCAAACAACAGCUGGAAGAAUUGAAAUCGAGUGCAAAUGCUUUUAAAUUGGAUGAAAUUAAACUGGAUGGUGUGGUGGAUCUCGUCGGGGAGCCCCAAGCAUGCAACAACGAUGAAGAUGCCGAUAGUGAUGCGACGAUUAUUUAUGAUGCUGAUUCUAGCAUCCAAAAAACUCCCACUAAACAAAUUGUGCCGGACAACCAACAAAAGGAUGAAUCAAAAACUUCACCGAAAGUUAGUGAAGGUGCUACGGUAAUUGAAAUUCUGGAUAGUCCUGCCAAAAAAGGAACUUUGGAACACUUAAUUGUUGCACGCACACCCGGAAAAGAUUCACAAAAAUCGAACGAACCGGAAGAAUUGGUGCCACACGUGACGAAACCAUUCUUCGUGAAUAAAACUCCUCCUUCGGCGAAGCAAUCAAACCAAGAAUCUUUCACAGAAAAGCAAACUACUCCAGCGAAAACUGUUUCGAAGGAGUUGUUCCCCGAACCCGAGCCAGUACCUUCAACUAGUAAACAGAUGCCACCACCGGAUCCGAAACCUGUCAGCGCGGAAAACCUCAUCACCGAAAUGGCGGACACACUGAAGGAAACUCACACGCCGCUCGAACUGAAACGAAUGGCGCUUAAUCUGGCACAAACGGAACGUGAGCUGGAACGUGAAAAGAACAAACAGUCACGCUUGGGCGUAUCGAUAACCGACCAGAUGCGUAACGAUUGUAUGGAACUGUUGCAGCUUUUCGGCGUACCAUACAUCGUGGCACCGAUGGAGGCGGAAGCACAGUGUGCGUUUUUGAAUCAGAUCGAUAUGACGGACGGUACGAUUACGGACGACAGUGAUAUCUGGUUGUUUGGUGGAAAGAAAGUGUACAAAAACUUCUUCAACCAGCAGAAACUAGUGCUUGAGUUUACCAUCGAGGGUAUCGAGCAGAUGUUUCACAUGGAUCGCAAAAAGCUGAUCCAGCUGGCGUUGCUAGUGGGUAGCGAUUAUACGACGGGUAUUCAUGGUAUCGGUGCAGUAACCGCACUGGAAAUAUUAGCUUCAUUUCCACCGACACCGGAGCAAGCAGGAGAAACAUCCGAGCUGAUGUCGAUGUUGUCGGGAUUGCGAAAGUUUCGUGACUGGUGGCAACACGGUAGGACGGGAGCGUCCGGAACUAGGAUGGCAUUGAAAUCGAAGCUUAAAAACAUCGACAUCGGUGAUGGAUUUCCAAGUACGGGAGUGGUCGAUGCGUACCUGCGUCCAACAGUUGACUUUAGCGAGGAAGAAUUCACCUGGGGUUAUCCAGAUGCGGAUCGACUACGUGAUUACGCACGUCAAAAGUUCGGCUGGGCACAAACGAAAACGAACGACAUACUGUUGCCGGUGCUGAAACGUUUGGACGAGCGUAAAUCGCAAGCAUCGAUAAAGAACUACUUUAAGGUGCAGAGUGCCAUCGGUCAAAGCAGGCUGAAGGUCAGCAAACGAGUGCAGCAUGCCGUCGACACGAUGGCGGGCAAGAUCGAUCCAAAUGAGGGGAUAAAAUCGAAGAAGAAAAGUGCAACGAAACCAAAACAACCUGGUGGUCGGAAACGGAAACAACCUGUCGGGAAGGGCACUAUUGAAACGAUCGAACUCGAUUCGAUCGAAGAAGACAACGAGAACGGAGAUGAAGAAUCGGGGAAAGUACUGGACGGCGCAGAAGAAAAUAAUGUUGUUGAAGCAACAAAACCGACCAAAAAACGUGGCUCUGCUCGAAAACAAGCAACUGGUGGCGCAGGUACGUCAGCAAAGCCAAAACGUGGUCGUAAAAAAGCAUUAGAUGGUGGUAUCGUCGAUACGACCUCGACUGAUGGCAAACAGCAGUCCGAUCCGGAAUCAUCUCCUUCACAACGACCCACACACUCGCUGGCAAAUAUUGGUGGAAUCAUUGCCAACAUUAACCAUCAAUCAGCCGGUAGUAUGGAACCGGAGGUAGACAACUCCUUGGAAGCACGAAGAAAGCGAAUUGGAAACAAAAUGCCGGACUUUAAUCCGGCCAUACCGCAACGGGUGAAGGACGAACAGGAGAUGGUGGAACGAAAGCGACGGGCAGCCGAAUUGUUCAAAAAGCUGAAAGCUAACGAUAAGCAGCAACGGCAGUAG
This is a messenger RNA of Anopheles marshallii, 4173 nucleotides long. It is a transcript of the gene mus201, whose product is annotated as DNA excision repair protein ERCC-5. Gene Ontology annotation, cellular component: nucleus. The transcript has 4 exons. Gene Ontology annotation, biological process: nucleotide-excision repair. The record is from RefSeq and is a predicted model, not a curated record. Lineage: Eukaryota; Metazoa; Arthropoda; Insecta; Diptera; Culicidae. The coding region runs from base 1 to 4173 and encodes 1390 amino acids. Gene Ontology annotation, molecular function: single-stranded DNA binding; DNA endonuclease activity.